AAAAUAAGAAAGCUCAACUGCCGUCUUAAGUCUCCAGGCAGCUUGGACUCGGACCUGGAAUUUUUCGGAAAGUUUGGUUUUUAGCUCAUUGAUUGUUGUACUGUUGAUUGUGACUACGUCGACAUCAAGCGAGUCGAGGGGUCUGGGUUCUAGUGCUGGUCUCCAAUGCGGCGGCUGAUGACGACAAUUGAGACGGUAAUGGCGGACAGAAAACACGAAUAACAACACAACAAGAUGAAAAGAGUGCACCAAUUCUAGGCUGAUCAGAGCUCUCAAAGUCUCCUGCAUGAGUGAAAAAAGCUCUAAGCGGCAGCAUGGAGGAAAACGCGGCGAAAACUGUGCUGGUACAGCGGGAACACCAAGCAAAAUAAAAGACGACCAAAAACAGAAAGAGCAGAACUCACUAAAAAACGACGAUAAAAAUGAUGGAAAGACAGAGCAAGACGAGAAGCCUCCGAACUCUGUAGCUGAAGAGAGACACGAGAGCAAGGACGAUGACGAACAAGAUUCAAAUAUGCAAACUGAGGAACAACAGCAGCUAGAAGAUGAGAAGCGGAAAGAGGAGGAGAGACAGAGAGAAAUUGAAGAAGUGCAACAAGCUAUCAAUGAGGCCCAAGAGUUGGUGAACACCAAGAUCUCCACCCGAGAGAAGAACUUGGCAGCAUCAGGUCAUCGAGGUGAAAACUUGAUGAAGGGACUUGACUCUUCUGUCAAGAAGAAUUCUUCCUUCACCAAGAAACUGCGUUCCAUCACAGAGCCGCAGCGGGAUGCUCUCACAACUGAGUUUAAUGGCUUAAAUCUAUCCAGAUACAUCCAGGAAGCUGUCAGUUCCAUUGUUGACGGAUUCAACAAACUGAAGCAAGCUGAUGUCAGCUGCGUGGCUCACAUCUGCAGCCUGUUUCACCAGCGAUACCAGGAAUUCUCUGACCUUCUAAAAAAGGAGCUCGUUAAGGUGUUUGAGAAUUAUGCAGGCAAGGAUGAGGAUCGUGCUGCAAAUGUCACUCGCUACAGGGUCACCCUUAGGCUCCUCGGGGAGCUCAUCCUGUACGGCGUCUUUGAAAACCUCAAUGAAAACAUCAAGCUGUUGGGUGGUAUCCUGAACAACAUUGCUAACUGCGACAAGGAGUCUCACAUCUACGUCCAGGUGAUCAUCAGUUUUGCCAAGCACUGUGGUGAGGACUUUGCUGGCGUGUUGUCCAGGAAGCAUCGGGCUUUGGUUGAGAAGCAUAAUAUUACCUGGCCCUACACAGGAAUCAUCCCACGUGAUGCACAAGCUAGCUUUCGACAUCUGCUGCAGAGUUACUAUAAAACACUUGCCAAACACCUUCUCCAGGUGCACAAGGACCUUCAGAACAGGGAGAGGCAGAACAGACAGAUUCUUUUGACCAAAGGUGAGCUCCAUGCUGACAAGAAAGAGUCCCUUGAGAGAGCCCAAAAGUCUUAUGAAAAGCUUCUUGCCAGCACUUCUAACCUUGCUGAUGUUCUUGAUGAGGAUAUGCCCGAUCUUCCCCAAGAUGAAUUGAUACAGCAAUGUGAAGGGAGCAGUACAGUGGACAUCUUCAACCCCUUCAAGAACCAGGAAUAUGAUGGGGAGAGUGGUAUAUGGGAAGACGAGGACUAUAGAGUAUUUUAUGAGAACCUCAAAGACUUGAAAGCCUCUUUACCUGGGAUUCUGUAUAAAGAAGACCCAAGGACUGGCAGCAGUGAAAGCUUGGACAGUGUAGAUGAAAAGGUCACAGAUAAAGACUCUAGCAUAGGUAACCAAGUGGAACUGCUGGAUGAUGCUGAUGAGGAGUUGAACAUUGAGGAGGAUUUUGCUGACAGUGACAAAGAGGCAGAAGAUAGCGCAGAUGAAUCUAGUGAGAGUGCAAGUGUGGUUACAAGUGGUGCCGCUGCCAUGGAAGCCUUGAUUGCAAAGCUGCCAACAUGUGUCAACAAAGACAUGAUCGAUGAGGUUGCCAUGGAUUUUAUGCUGUCGUGCAACAAUAAGAAAAAUCGGAAGAAGCUCACACGAGCUGUACUUACAGUUCAGAGGACAAGGUUGGAUCUCCUGCCCAUGUAUAGCAGACUGAUCGCCACGCUUGAUCAGUGUGUUUCUGAUAUCUCUCCUGAGGUUGUGAAAGCUCUCAAAGGAGAGUUUAGAUUCCAUGUGCGAAAGAAAGACCAGAUUAACUUGGAGUCCAAGAUCAAGUCAGUGAGGUUCAUCGGUGAGCUUACCAAAUUCCAGAUUUUCCCCAAGGGAGAUGCACUACAUUGCCUGAAGAUGCUCCUUGAAGAUUUCAGCCAUCAUAACAUUGAAAUGGCAUGCAACCUGCUGGAGGUGUGUGGACGGUUCCUCUAUCGCUCACCUGACUCCCACAUCAGGACAAAGAACUUAUUAGAGGUGAUGAUGAGGAAGAAAGCUGUGCAAAACCUAGAUGGCCGCCAGCUGACCAUGGUAGACAAUGCCUUCUACUACUGUAACCCACCAGAGAGACAAAAGAUGAUGCAGAAGGUUCGUCCCCCCAUGCACCAGUACAUCCGUAAGCUGCUCUAUAAGGACCUCUCUAAGACCACUACCGAGCGGGUUUUGCGUCAAAUACGAAAACUUCCAUGGGAUAAUACUGAGAUUGCUCUGUACGCCAUAAAAUGCUUCAUCAGGAUCUGGAAUGUCAAGUAUAACAGCAUACACUGCGCAGCCAACUUGCUGUCCGGACUAUCAGCAUAUCACGAGGAGCUGGCUUUGUUCAUCGUGGAUGGUGUUUUGGAGGAGAUACGACUCGGAAUGGAGGUAAACCACCCUAAGCUGAACCAGCGGCGCGUGUGUUGCGUCAGGUACCUGGGCGAACUGUACAACUACCGGCUUGUGGAGUCCCGUGUCAUCUUCAACACGCUCUACUCUUUCCUGACCUUUGGCAACCCUGAUGACGGAAGCUCAUCUGAACUAGACCCGCCUCAGCACCUGUUUCGUAUCCGUCUGAUAUGCACCCUACUCGACACGUGUGGCCAGUACUUUGACCACGGCAACUACAGGAAAAAGCUCGACUGCUUUCUCGUCUACUUCCAGCUUUACAUAAACCGUAAAAAGUCCAGCCCAGAGUGGAACGAGAGCCGACCGUUUCCGAGGGACGUGGAUUAUAUGAUAGCAGACACGCUUGAGAUACUGCGCCCCAAGCUGACUGUAUGUUCUACACUGCAAGAAGCCCAGGAACAAGUGGAACAAUUAGAGCGUGACCAAAAGCAACAGAUAGGUAAAGUCCUGCCUACCACCGACCUAACCACAGAGCAGACAGCUCGUCCAGCCUCCUUGCCCGUGUCAGUGCCAGGUGUUGCCAUGGCAGCCACCAUGACGCUAGCAGACUCGCCCAGCUCCUCCCAUGGCUCGCCCCACACGUCCAUUACAGGCUCACCAUGCCCGUCCCCUAUGCCGCGUGACGACUACGAGCCGAGCGAGUCUGGGGAGAGUGAGCAGGAUGACAGUGAGGUCCUGGAUGUUGAUGACGAGUAUGAGAUGAUUGACAUGGAAAUGGAUGAUGACGAGACUGCUAUGCACAGGGUGAAAAUGUUGAGCCCUCCCAAGAAAGUAGAACCAACUGCCGAAGACCAGGAAUUCCAGCAGAUGUUUGAGAGAUUGAUGGUUGACGACCUGCACUCGCGACGCGGCGAAAGCCUAAAGGUACCCAGCCUCGAUGUUGCCGUGCCCAUGCACCUUAAAGGUCAAGUUCGAAAGGCGGAAGGGGCAGUUGACGAGAAGAUGAACUUUGUGCUUAUGCUGCGCAAAGGAAACAAGCAGCAGUACCGUGACCUCGAGAUCCCAAUCUCGUCCGACCUUGCGGCUAACAUGCGUGAAAAGCAGGUCGCCGAGCAGGCUGAACAGCAAGAGCUCAAACGGCUCGUGCUGGACCACAACCAGAGGCAAGAGGAAGAAAUCUACAAUGCCGAGGUCUUGUCACAACAGCGGACGGGUGGCGAUUAUGGGCGUGGUCCGUACUCACGCACCAAGCCCAGGCGCCCCUACACUGGUACGCUAGACCCUAAUGCGGUCUUCUCCAAUCUCACACGGAGACGUUAACAGUGAAGUGUACCUCGACAAACCACUGGCUAAAAGAGGUCGCUCAGGCGCGUUAGGUCUCCCGUGUCUUAUCACGUGAUCUUCACCCAUCCCGUGUUGCAGGCUGGGAUGGAGGGUCUGAGUAGUGGCGAGUAACACCGCGGGGCAAACCGCAUGACGUCUCGAAGAAUUAAGCAGCGUGUGUUAUGUUUGCUGCUGGUAUGUUAUGGUUUGAGAGAAAUCUCCUUCGGGAGAAUUGGUCUAGUCAAUUCAAAGGUAGUUUUGACCGUUUAUACAAAGGUAUAUACAAGGUAUACGGCUUUGUGACUUAUGUGUUUAGUGUUUCAACCUGGGUAGCAUGAUUUGCCGUCUUUAAGUUUUUUUUAGUUAUCAACUACCGAAGCACAGGCUCGCAGAAUGUUUCUGUAACUAGCACUUGAUAUUUUACUCUCGAGGGAUCCCUGUGGCCUAGGCGCCUUCCUCUUCCCAGAUCCUAGCUUAUUUUAAAAAAAGCACAGGUAUCUCAGCUGAUAGGUAGCUUUGUAGGGCUAGGACGAGCGUUAUUAAAGAAAGCAAGUUGUGGUAAAAAGCAAGUUUUGGUAAAUAAGACGCAUGUCACUGGCUCAAUUGUAACCCAUGGUUGCCAAGUAAUAAAAAUACCAGCAAGUGAAACCCAGUUGUAUCCAAAGCAGUGAAUCCCCGUGAACCCACAGGGAGAAAUAGCAUGGCACAUCUAACGUGUCUUUUAACGAUUUGUCCUUAGCAUUCGCGAAAACAGAGGAUACGAACGUUUUCGUGUAUAAAAACGCUACAAGGCUUCCACACGGUAUUCAACAUUGCAAUAUAUAUAGAUAUAGAUUAAGAGAUAAACUUGGGUAUUAUGAGAUCCAUCUUAGUUACACGCUGGUGACCAGGAGAAAAGCAGUGUCGUACGAUAUAGAAAGGUGUUUUAUGGAUAUUUUUCAGCUUUACCUUUUUACAGUUUCAUGCUCACCACUUUGUUUUUCACUUUUAAAUUAAAUAAACUGUUGCUGCAAAUCCCUGA
This is a messenger RNA of Nematostella vectensis (starlet sea anemone), 5075 nucleotides long. RefSeq names its product regulator of nonsense transcripts 2. Gene Ontology annotation, cellular component: cytoplasm; exon-exon junction complex. The transcript is spliced from 33 exons. Bases 287 to 4051 code for a protein of 1254 amino acids. NCBI's taxonomy places the organism in Eukaryota, Metazoa, Cnidaria, Anthozoa, Actiniaria, Edwardsiidae. The record is from RefSeq and is a predicted model, not a curated record. Gene Ontology annotation, molecular function: protein binding; RNA binding. Gene Ontology annotation, biological process: nuclear-transcribed mRNA catabolic process, nonsense-mediated decay.